Molecule: messenger RNA, 14165 nt
Organism: Podarcis lilfordi (Lilford's wall lizard)
Lineage: Eukaryota; Metazoa; Chordata; Lepidosauria; Squamata; Lacertidae
Source: the annotation of a GenBank genome assembly
AUGGCCAACCUCAAGGUACGCCCCUGGUUGGAAGAGCGAGUGAGCAGAAAAUUGCCUUGAUACCGAAGCCGUAAUGUCUGCAUUGGUCAAAAAAUUCAUAUUUAAUUUUUGUUUUGUAUAAGCUCACAAGCCAAGGUGCAACGCUAUCUUUGAAGCGUGCCUGCACUUCAGAGUUGACCACUACACCAGUGGCUGUGGUUGGGAUCAGAAAGAACUUGCUGUGUACAGUGGUACCUCGGGUUACAGACGCUUCAGGUUACAGACUCUGCUAACCCAGAAAUAGUACCUCGGGUUAAGAAUUUAGCUUCAGGAUGAGAACAGAAAUCGUGCUCCUGCGGCACGGCGGCAGCAGGAGGCCCCAUUAGCUAAAGUGGUGCUUCAGGUUAAGAACAGUGUCAGGUUAAGAACGGACCUCCGGAACGAAUUAAGUACUUAACCCGAGGUAUCACUGUAUACGAAGCACGUACUCCAGUCACUGAACUCUGCUCUGUUCCCCGCGUGAAAGGUUUGGUAUGUCUUAAACGUGGCCUUAAAAGCGGUCCCUAAUUUGCGGCUGAUGGCCCCUCUCUCCAAGGAUUUAAUACACCUGAGCCCAGCAGCAGCACGUAUUUAAUAAAAGCACGCGCUCGUUGCCCGUGUCGUGAGUUCCUCCCACUGGCGAACUCACACUGGACAACGGGAAAGCAGCAACGCCUUCCGGGUCCCGAGAGAUGGAUGCGCGCGUGACGGGCCGCCGCCGCCGCCGCCGCCUGGAUUUUGCGCGAGGGCCCCCGAGCCCUCUCCGCCGGAGCCACGCCCCCUGGCCCUUUCGCCCCUCCCACAGGAGGACCCUCCCCUCCCCUCGCGGCAGGCGGGCGGGCGAGCUAGCGGCGCCGCAGUCGCGUCGGCCAUUUUGUGGCGCUGCUCAGUCGGCGGCGCUGGGCUGGACUCGGCGAGCGGAUCACUGGCGGCCCCUGCCCCCGCGGCUCGAGCCCCUGGCACGUACGAGAAGCAACCCCCCCUCCCCGGUAAGGACAUGGCGCUCCCUAGGCGGCCCCGCGGAGAGAGGGAGGCGGGGGGGGAGCCCGGCAGCGAGCGCAGAAGAGUUCCCGCCGCGGCCUCACAAAGGCGGAGAGGGGCGGGGACCAGCCGCGGCUGUGGCGGAGAGGAGGGAGUCCCGGGGCCCGGGCGGCGCCUCUUCCCUCCGGGCUCCGGGUCCCCGGAGGCUCCUUCAGCGGGAGCCGGGAAGGUGCUUGGCUGGCCUGCCGGUCCCUCCGGCGGCGUCCGAGCGGCUUUCGGCGCCCGCGUGGGACCGGCGCGAGGCUUCCCGGAGGGGCCCGUCACGUCUCCCGCGCCGCCUCUUGCCCUGCGAAGGGGCGGGCGGGUGUCGGCGGCGUGUCUGUUCGCAGCGCUCGGCUUCCUCCCGGCACCAUGCUUCUUGUUCGUCGGAAGCUGCUGACGCCGCUCGGCCCCCGUCAGCGGAGGAAAGCCAAAAGGGCAGGCGAGCUUCUCCUCCUCCUCUUGGGCAAGAAGGGAUGCUGUGUUUCUAGGAUGUCAGUAACGUGACCUUGGUCGUGGCAGGUUCUGCAUCAGCCAAGACUCCGCUCAUCCCUUUCAAGGCGCAGCGUCCGGUUUGGAUCGAGACGCAGUUGCGCUUUCAUUCCCCUCCCCCUUUAAUAACACGCCAGCUCACGCAUCUUUUUGUACCACAGGACUGGCGCGCGUGGUUUGUUUCAUUGGCUACUUUGGCUUCAUUGAGAGCCCCACGAUUAGUGGUUUGUUUUUUUAAGGAAAGUGUUCUAGUAGUGGCCGCAAUAAUUGCCACUUAGGGCGUAGUGACACCCGUGAUAAUUGUUCCCUCUUCUCCUUGGGCAGAGAUUAUCUCUUGUAAUAAUUAAAGGUGGUGAUGAAUUGCUGGGACCUGGAGUCCGUAUUAUUUUCUUGACAGUCAUAAUGGGCGUUGCAGUUACAUAACAUAUGUUUUCCUAAUUGCUUGCCCUUAGGGCUUAUAUUGUUAGAAUAGGUCAGUGCCCUUCAUGUUGGCUGUGGGUAUUCGUUUGUAAGGCCUUUUGAGAAAUGUGGUUUCACUUUGCGUGUUUCAAAUUCACUUUGCUUACCUUUUCUGUGCCUAUGGGAAAAUAGGCUGGAGUGGCAAGUAUUCUUGGGUAUUUUACCUAGAAACCUAGAUAUAUUUUGUUCCCAAAGAAUUGGGCAUAUUCAAUCUGCCGCAGAAAACCACAUGGGAGGAUGUAUUUCAACUUAUUGUACAAUAAACAUUGCCUGUGGGAUCAAAGUAAAUUCAGGACCAAGAUACUCAGAACAGCUUUUAUCCAGAGUUGCUAAAACUUUAGUAUAUCACCUGCUUGUAAACUAUAUUUACUUUUCCAUUCUUGUUAAUGCUACUGCAUUAUAAUUAGAUCCUCUUUUACUUGGAAGCUAAGAUAUCAGCACACUGUGUGUUUCAGUGGCAAGAUGACAAAGCUGAUCUGGAGGGCUGUAAAUCAAACAGAAUACUACCAUCAUCCAUGUUAUUAUUUUAAUGAAGGGAAAAUAUAAUGAUAUUUAAAUAAAUAGUAAAUUGAAGACAUAAUUAGCUGGAUAGUUUUACUGACCCUCCUCAUUUUUCUAAAUGCAACAAUAGAUGACUUUUUAAGCAAAUGUGCCACAGUAUUUCAAGCCCAAAGAAUGAAAAGGUGUAUGGUAGAUCUGUGUAUGCUAGAUUUAUUAUACAGUACAGGCAACCUCUCUACAAUGGUUUGGUUUUGCCUCAGACCCUACUAACCUUAGGAGUAUGCAGAACAGGAGAGGCCAGCAGAGCAUGGGGGUGAUGACACUUUGCUGUAGCCAGGCUCCCAGUACUUCUUGCUCCUGCUCAGAUGUGCCACAAACUCCUGCUGUUUAUGCAACUUGUGGUGUGUAUGCUGCAGACCGACCACACAGCCUGAUAAAUACCUUCAAGGAAAUUGCACAAAUAUAAUCCUGUUGCUUUGUGUGAUUAUCGGAAAAAUCAAAGUAGCUGUAUUUGCAGUACCUUCAUUUACCCACUCAGUCCUUUAAACUGCUAUGUAUGUAGACUUAGGGAAUUAAAGUAAGAGUCCUGGCUCAGUGGUACAGCACUUGGUUUGUAUGCAAAAUAUCCCAGGUUCAAUUAAUGGCAACUCCUGAAACCCUGGAGCAUCAUUGCCAGUCAGUGUAGGCAGUACUGAACUAGAUCCAGCAAUGGUCUGACUCGUAAGGCAGCUUCAUAUGUUGGUAUGGUAUGCAAACUGAGCAAGGGCAGAGGAGGAAGAAUUAGUAGCUGGUAGUUCUAGUAAGCUGGAAGUUUCAGUUUUUCAAGUGUAGCGGUAGCAGAAAUCAGUGGUUGAAUACAGUUGUAAUUUGCUCUAUAACAGCAGCAAAUUUAUUCCUCUAGUGUGGAUACUGUUUUGAAUACGCUGUCUAGGCUGAACCUUAGCACCGCAUUGUAGUUACCGUAUUUUUCGCCCUAUAGGACGCACCGGCCCAUAGGACGCACCUAGAUUGGGGGGGGGGAAUAAAGGGAAAAAAAUUUAUUUCCCCCCCCCAGGCGCGGGGCUGGGGCGGGGGAAGCCCGAGCUUCCCCCGACCCUAGAACGGGACCCAGAGCCAUGCCGAAGCUGCGCGCAGCUUUGGCAUCGCUCUGGGAGCUUGCGGGGCUGGGGGAGGGGGAAGCCCUCUGCCAGCCUCCAAACCAGGUCGGGAGACCGCGGGAUGGCGCGCUCGCCUCCCCGCUGUCCCCCGAGUUUGCGGGGCUGGCGACGGGAGGAGCAGGCUUCUCCCCGCCAGCCUUCUAGCCAGAGUCGGGGGACAGCGGGAUGGCGGCGUUCCGCCUCCCCGCUGUCCCCCGAGCUUGUGGGGCUGGCAGUGGGGCUCUCCUGAAGCCUGGAGAGCGAGAGGGGUAGGUGCGCACCGACCCCUCUCGCUCUCCAGGCUUCAGCGAAAGCCUGCAUUCGCCCCAUAGGACGCACACACAUUUCCCCUUCAUUUUUGGAGGGGAAAAAGUGUGUCCUAUAGGGCGAAAAAUGCAGUACUCUCUUUUAAAGGAUUGUAUCAGUGGGCAUUACAGAGCAUAACUGAUCCUCUCUGGUUAACAUGAAUUUAAAUUAAUUUAAAUCACUACAAAUACUUGAUAGACUCAAUCAUAGAGUGCAGAACUAAUGCACUUUAGGAACAGGAAAAUACAAUUGGUGGCAAUGUAUAAAUUCAUCACACACUAUAUACAGUAUGUUACAAUAUGAUAUGAAUAUAUUUUGUACUUGGGUAUUGGUACCCAAAUAGGGAAGAGGUCUUUUAGAUGCAGAAAUGGUAAAUAAAAUUUACGAUAGAUUUAUGAGGAACAGCUUUUGCAAAUGCAGCAGAAAGGAUAGAGGAAAAACAGAAAUAUUGAUGAUUUCUGCUAAACAUUUUUUUCUUUAAAUAUUCUUUUUCCAACAAUCCUUAUUAUCACAAUAUAUUCCGUUUGACUCCGCCAAACAGUUACUAUUACUAGAAUCAGCCUUGGGGAAUUAAAACUUUCCCAGUAGUUUUGUGUUUAUCUGUUGUAUAAUAUUCAGGUUGUAUCUUUUCUUCAAACAGCAAGCAAUUCUCAAAAAACAAUGUACACAGACAUGCCAGUCUUGAGCAUUAAGCUACAUGCACUCACAUAUCUGUCAAUUUUAUUUCUUAAGCAUUGACAGAGCAAUUUAAAAUUAUAUAUAACAAUAUCUUACUGAUAAUCACAUGGGGGAAAUGCUGAUUUUAUGCAGUGGUAAAAAUGCCAGGGCAGUUCUUUCCAAAGUGCUGUCAUAUACUAUUGGUAUUGGUAUAGCUCCACUCAGCAACAUAACAGCAGCAAUCUGCACAAGCUGCAGUUUCCAGACCAACCUUAAGCGCGUCCCCACAAAGAGUGUAUUACAGAAAUCCUGCCUUGACGUUACCAAUGUAUGAAUCUCUGUGUCUAGGUUGUCCAGGAACUGUCACAGCUGGUGCAGCAGCCAAAGUUGGUAAAAGGCACCCCUGGCUACCAUGGACACCUGGGCCUCCAGCAACAAUAGUGGGUGAAGGUGUACCCUCAGACUUUGCACCUGUUCUUCAGAGAGAACAGGCAAUGUGUCCACUCCCCAGACCUGGGAACCUCCUACUGACAAGGCCUUUGUUUUAUCAAGAUUCAUCUUAACUGACGCUCAUCAAUCCCUUUGUCCAGGGAGACUUGCAUAUCUAUUCCUAACUCUGAUGUAACAGAGAAGUAGAGCUGGGUGUCAUUUGCAUACUGAUGACAUAACACCCCAAAUUUCCUAAUGACUAUCUUGAACAGCUUCAUGUUCAACAGCAAUAGAGACAAGAAGUUACCUGCUUCACCCCCCACAAGGCCAAGAUGCAGGCACCCAAUGCCAUGCUGUAGAACAGGCCUUGUAGGUAUGCAUGGAACCACUAUAAUACAGUGGCUUACUGAAGACUUUGCCACUAUUUUGGAUAAGCUAUAUGAUCAGCCUACCUGUUCCAUGUACCACGGGACAAAGCAUUCCCCUCCUCAAGAUUAAAAAACUUGCCGGCUUAGUUCCUGCAAGUCUGGAAAACUGCCUGUGAAACAGCAGAAUAUUUACCACUUCUUCCACUUCUUGUUGUCAAGCAAUUUAGCUUCAUCAAUACAAUUUGCAUGUUUACAAUUAAAAGAGGGAGGGGGAUCCUGCUGAACUGGUCCAGUAAGGUACUACAGUUGAAAGCCAUGAAACAAUUGAAUAGAAGCAACAAGGUUGCACUUCACCUCUGUCUCUCUCUGUGAUAGAUAGAUAGAUAGAUAGAUAGAUAGAUAGAUAGAAUGUCCAGUAGCACCUUAGAGAGCAACUAAGUUUGUUCUUGGCACAGUGAUACCUCAGGAUACGAACGGGAUCGGUUCCGGAGCCCCAUUCACAUCCUGAAUGGAACGUAAGACACAACGGCGUGGGUCACAUUUUGCUGCUUCCGCGCAUGUGCAUGACGUCAUUUUGAUGGUCUGCGCUAGUGGUGAAACCCGGAAGUAACACACUCCAUUACUUCCGGGUUGCCACGGAGCGCAACCCGAAAGCGCUCAACCUGAAGCACAUUCGACCCGAGGUAUGACUGUAUAAGCUUUCGUGUGCAUGCACACUUCUUCAGAUACUAGUGUAUUGUGUGCAUGCACACAAAAGCUUAUACCAAAAACAAAAUUAGUUGGUCUCUAAGGUGCUACUGGACAUUUAUAUAUAGAGAGAGAGGGAGAGAGACUGCAUCAGACCAACACUGCACCUCUCUGUGAAAGUAAAUGAUUAGGCAACCAAGGCCAAAUCAGUUCUGAACCCAGACUGGAAUGAGUCUAGAUAAUCAGUUUCCUCUAGGACAGGAUGAUCCAACACACGGCCCAAGGCCUGGGGCUUUUUUGGGCAGCCAUCAGCAACAUUUGACCCCUCCCAGCCCUCACACUGCCUUCUCAGAGCUGGGUAAGUGAGGCACCGGACUUUGGAAAGGAUAUAUGAGGGCUCUGAUAGGGUCCUAGAGUCCUCACACCUCCUUCCCAAAGCCCAGCACCUCACUUACCUGGCUUUUGGAAGGCAGCAUGGGAGGUGGGGGGAGCAGCAGCAAAUUUUGGCCUCCCCAUCCCUGCAUGACAAGACAGUGUGCAGCCCAUGGGUUCCCAAACAAAGUAUUCUUGUGGCCCACUGGGUAUGAAAAUAUUGGCCCACCCUGCUCUUGGAGCACCUGGAACCAAACUGCUGCUGCCACCACCCUUCUUAAGCAUCUUCCCCAAAAAGUAGUUAUCAUAAGCCUCUGUGACCAGGUGGUUGUUUUUCUUCUUCUUCAAGAGUGGCUGCACUCCUGCUUCUUUAAGGAUGGCAGGCGCUGCUUCUGCACACAAAUAUGCACUUACCAUGCCUUGGACUUACACAGUAAAACACAACACCCAUCACAAGCUUGUUCAGAUCAGCCACAAUGAGAAAAGUUGCCAGGUCAGUCAAACAGCUACAAGCACCUUGUUCCACAUCCCCAGACCUCAAAAGCUAAAACUGCUUUCACAAAACCAGACUACACUUUAUCUAGACUUUUUACAGCCGUGUUGUCCAAAUCAUCAUGGAUUCAGUAAAUUUCAUCAUUGAAGUGUCUUGCAAACUUACCACAGCAGGCUUCCUACACUCCUGUUUAUUGGGAUGGAUGUUAACCUCUGUUCCAUGGCUACUUAAGGAUGAGAUGGAGGUGAUAGAGUAUACUUUCUUCGCCACCCGUUAUCACCUCACAGUAGGCACAGUCAUGCCCUUUAGCAUGUGCUCAAUUGCAUUUGUGGCAAGUCUUGCACCAUAUGUGCUCUAGCUGUCAUCUGACCUGCUUCAUUCUUGAAAUCUCUGGAGGCAGACAUUCUUAAUGGGUUACUUACCUCUGCAGGGGUGAACUGCCAGCUGCUGCUGUAAGACCAAAUCUCACGAAAUGGUUGGACCAUAACAAUUAGUUAUUUCAAGUCUCUCUCUCUCUCUCUCUCUCUCUCCCCCCCCCCCGCCGCCGCCCUUCCCGAUUAUACUUCCCAUACUUGGAGGCAGUAACUAAAUUGAGGGUCUGCCCUGCACAGUUAAAAGUGUGCAUGGAAUCCUCAGUAAGAAAUCAGUCCUGGAUAAACAGAUCUAGAUAAUAAAAAGAAAUGUGGAAGCAGAAUCCUGGGGGAAGAGAUAGGGAAACUGGACAGGAACAAAGAGUAGCCAGCCAUAGUGGGAAUAGGAUCACCACCUGUUAAUUUGUUGCCCAUAGGUGCAGUGUCACCUGCAGAACCUCCAUCUGUCUCCAUGUCUGCUAGUGCCAGUUAUCUAAUGGGGAUGAGGUAAUCGUCUCAUCUGCCACUGCCUCAGCUCUCUUCAUACAAGUAGUUAACAGUUUCUUAAAUGUAAUCAAUACAAAUCUACAUUUUUAGAGCUUUGAAUUUCAAGAAAAUAAUUAAAGUAUUUUGGGUUAUAUACCAGGCAACAACUUUUUUAAAAAAUACAUUAAUGUGUCAGUAAAGACUUAAAGGAUCAUAUGUGCUUAAAUUACAUGCUAAAUGGAGAAAUAAACAUUUGAAUGUAGCCCAUUAGUUUUUGAUGUUUUGUGUAGUUAAGAAUACUUUUCUCAUCCCUAAUCCUUUUAUAGGUUUACAUUACAUUACACAGCAUUAUUUAAAGAUAAGGAAAUUCAAUUCAAGGGGAAUCCUUUUAUUUACCUUCAAAAUUCCAUUUUGGGGUCGAGAUCAGUGUGUGUACCUAGAAUCGUUAAUACAUUUCUGUAUUUGGGACAGGGUGUGGGUCAAGGAAGAUAUUUUAUAGAUCUUUGCUCCAGGAAUGCUGCCUAUUUUUAUAGGAAUGUUAAAACCAUAGUAGUGCUGGUCUUAGCCUUAUGUAGCAAUUGCCUUUUCUUACCUGCAGGUGUGUUUUUCAGCGCAGCCUGGCUGUGGCCAUCCACUUGCAAGGGAUCGUAAUUGUGUCAGGCAUCAUGGACAUUCACCACUCCUACUUUGGACUGACCAAUUCUGAUGAGGGCAUGCAAAUUGCGGGGGGUGAACUGGGUGAGAUUUUAUUUGUUCUUGCCAUUACUUAUGGUAUGAUGCACAACACAUGUCGCCACUGAGUAUUUAUGAUUAUAUUAUUUAUCUCAGUGUAUCUCAAACUUCUUUAUUUUAUUGUGCCAUGUAGCUCUGUAAACCAACGCCAGUAAUGUGUGCUACAAGUGAUUGUGUGGAGAAUCUCGUACACAGUUGUGUUCAUUCUGCUGCUUCAUUAGUAUAUGUUUGCAACCAAUCAAAUAUUGCUAUUAGAGAAGAAUAUGCUUUCUAAAGUUACACAUAAGGCACCCUGUCUAUCGUAGCAACCUUCUUCUCUGAUGAGAGUGGUAUGAUGAGACAGUGGGGAUGCAGUCACUCUUGCAAACUCAGUGUGCAUCAGUGAGUGAUGUCUGCCAGAAGGCAUUCAGCCCACAAACCUUGGCUAGUGAAAGGAGAAAGAUUCCUUCUCUUCAAUGAUACUAUCUUGCCUUUGAAUGUUUUACCCCAUUCAGGUGUUCUGUCUCUUCCAGCCUCCAAUUUGAGAGCCACUGAUAUACUAAUAAAACAGAAAUCAUAAUCAUCAUGAAAUAAGUAUUAUCAUUGAUUUAUUAAUUGGUUAACCACCGUCUCCAGGCAAUUUGCACAUAAGGUGUAUGACUGAUAUAAAUAUAAAUUGGAGCAAUAUAUCACUAGGCACAUUCAUCAGAAAAAAAGUAUAGUAUACAAUGGUACCACCAGUUACAAACUUAAUUCUUUUCAGAGGUCCGUUCUUAACAUGAAACCAUUCUUAUCCUGAGCUGCGCUUUUGCUAAUGGGGCCUCCCACUGCACGCAUGCCACUGGGAUGUGCUCACAUCCCAGGGCAAAGUUCACUACCAGGAGCAACUACUUCCUGGUUAGCAGAGCUCGUUACCUGACACGUUCGCAAGGAGGACGGUACGUAACACGAGGUUCCACUGCAGUAUAGUAAAAGCACAUUAUGUAAUUACUUCAGUGACAAAAUGGUGGAGUGAGUGGGAAUGAAGGCAUGCAGAAACAUUGUAGGACAUUGAUAUGCUCCAAUUCAUAAACCACCAUGAAAUUUUACAGCCAAACUUGAAAAUACCCAGUUUCAUACAAUGGUACUAAGCACAGUUAAUGCUAAUCAUAUAAAAAGGUCCCUUCAUAAUUGCACUUAAGACUGUAUUUCUAAACCCUGGUCAGCAUUAAUCAUGCCAAAUAUCAGUACAGAUGCAAUGAUAACCUACAGUUAAGUGAACAAGAGAAAAAAUAGGAAAACCUGUGCCAAAAAGUGGAGGAGAAAGAGGGCAGUUUGUAUAUUCCCAAGCAUGGGUCACUUCCACCUGCAGUUUAAGGAGCUAGCAUUAUGUCUGUACUGGGCCCCAUAAUGUCUACCACACAUUAACAUGAGUAAACUAGCAGGAGCAGUUAAUAUGAAAAAUAGUGUGAUCAUCUGUGGUUUCUUUAAAUCUGUAAAUCAUUACUGCAGUAUAAAACCAUUCUUUUUUAACCUGGCACUUGGAGUCCAUGGCUGCUUGUCAAGAACAGAGCUUGAUGUGCAGGUACUAUCCCUCUCUCUUGGAUUGGUCUUCAGACAGAGACAUAGUAUUACAGACAUUCUGUGCAUUGUGGAAAUGAAACGUAAAGGUUAUGAGUGCUGAAUCUUUUCCAGGCUGGAUACAGCAAAGGAAAUAGAAUAUGCAGUUGUAUGGAAGCAUGAUUAUUAUCAUAGAAUCAGUUUAGGGUGUUGAAGAACAGAAUUAGAAUCUAGAGACAGGCCUUUGGUGAGACCAGGAACAAAGUGCAAGGAGAAAUAAAUAAAAUGAAUAAUGCAGGAUGAUAAUAGUCCAAUAAUAAACUGACUUGACCAAAGUCAGUUGGAUCUAGUCAGUUCCAUUGUGGGAGGAAAUAGCCUUUGGACUCCAGUAAUAAAGCAUAGCUGUCCAUAGACAAAUGCUAGCCUUGGUGCAUGUCCUGAACUCACCUGGCUGUGGUAUGUUCAAGCUCAACAUGACAGAAUAAAUAAAAUGCAGUGCUCUUGAAAACUAGGUUACUUUUCAGUGCUAUUAAGACGUUGAUGGUGGAAAGCACUUAUCUGGUGGGAAAGUCACUAAUAUGAGCAGCUCAGCAUUCUGUAAUACAUUUAAUUGCAUCUACAUAUUAAAUGUCUUAAAGCUUUUGGGGGAAAAGUAGUUUCUGUUUGAGGGAGAACCACCUAGGAAGUGGAGACCACACAUUUUAAGCAUAUUAUGCUCUGUGCAUGAGCAUUCAGCACACACUCAAUUCACACAGAUGAUUUAAAAUGUAUUCAGGCUCCUUCAUCCAUUCAGUUGGAAAGCCCGUGAAGGCUUUUGAUUUAUCUCGUAGUUAUAUUCCACUGGCGAGGUGUCAUGGUCCCUUUGGUGACUAUUGGAUUAGCUGCUUUGGGUUGCAGCCUCUGGCUAGGCAUUACAUGCAAAGGGGACUUAGGAGACCUUAAAACUUACUUUUUAAAAAAAUACUUGCUGCUUAUGUACCUGAUAGCCGCUACUGGAGGCCUGCUUGACAGUUUCCGUACAGUAAUUCUUUCUAAUAGUGCUCAGUAGGCUUAGAAAUUUAGGCAGUUAUUUCUUUGGCCUAAAGACAAAAUUUUUAGUAACCCACCCUGAACCAAAAAGAGAACAGGAUAGAUAGAAAUAUCAGUCACCCCCUUUUUCUCUCACAUGAAAUCUGCUCCUUGCCCGGCUCUGUCAAAGCUUUCCUGUCCCUUCAUUCAUUUUUCCCAUAUGCAGAGCUGAGCUAAGUUGCUACAUAUCUCUGUCUAUGCCUUCUGGGCCCAGAAUCCAGUGACACAGAUGGACAAGACUUCCUUUCUUUUGUGUUGUAUAUUGAAUACAUAGUAUUGUAUUAAGGGAGAAACCCUGUCUGCCUGGUUUACAAAGAGGUGUGGGAAAUUAUACCUUGUACAGAUGUCUAAUAGGUUGGUUUUCUGGGUAAGAAACAGUAGGACACUCUGCAGCUGUUGUCUGGAGCUAGUUGCCAGCAUCUUGCUUAAGGUUUGCUAUACAUACUGGCCUUUUAAGUCAGAGAAGGGAGGCACAUGGUUAUAAAUGUCCCAUUCUAGUGUGUUCCACAGUAGCAGGAUUGGCUAUCCACAUAUACAUCUUUGAUAGUUUGCAGCUUGUGUUUUUGUGCGUGUGUGAGGGAGAGAGAGAGUGCGCACUGCAAGACCAAUAAAAUAAGCUGACAUGUAAAAUGAUGGAAUCUUGUUUUGAAUCUUUCAUACCUUUUUGUCUGAUAAAACAUAGUGUUCAUCAAAGUGGUGAUCUGGCAGGCAAAAUACAGUUACCACAAAUAAUUGUGCUAACCAAGACCAGAUUUUCACCAGCAACAAGUUACAGAAGGAGAAACCUUAGCAGUGUGUGUGUGUGUGUGUGUGUGUGUGUGUGUCUGUUAGUGUUCUAUUUCUGCCUAAAUUGGGAACAAAUUACAUUCAAUAAAUGUGUAUUUGGUUGCAUCACUGCACCAUAUAGGCCUUGGGUAGGGGUCCAGUUUCAGAAGCUUAUGGAAGCCUCAAUUCUCUUUUCGGUUGUGCAGCUAUUUCGGAGGAGAGGGUGUCAUUAUUUUUCACAUGCUUAGUAGAGGUCUUCAAGUUAUAUUUUAGCUCAUGGUUCCAUAUGUCUCAGUAAUUUUUUUUUUAGAUGUGCAGAGAAGGCUAAGCAGGAUCAUGUUUGCAUUGCAUUUAAGAUGGGAGAUGUGUUGCCACUCUUCAGUUGUAUUAAGACACUCUCCUCAGUGUGUGUCUCAUCACUCACUGGUAUGCAUGACAAGACAAAGCCCAGCCCUCCUCUCUGCCUUGGACGUGGAUGGUGAGUAGGGAUUGUCCCAGAUGUUGGACUGUACUGGAAGCACAGCCCAACUAUGGGGAAGAUCCCUGUCACACCAGCUCCCAGUUGGAGAAGGCUAGCUUGGUGCUGGGCUGUCCAGAAAAGCAAGCACUGGCUCACCUACCACCUUUAGUUCAGAGCUUGAUGGGUGGUGAUGUUCCCUACACCUGUGCUAGGCUUACUCAUCUCCGUGCCUCUAAAGCCUUUCAGAGGCACUGUAUGAGUAGAAUGACUUCUGUUAGUGCAGUGGGACGUCCCCUAUCUUCUUCCUCAUGCACCCCCAACCUUCUGAAGCAGAUUUGGGCGGUAUGGGGAGCACAGGGGAAAAUCUGUUACAUGAGCAGUCUUUCCACCCACACAGUGACUUCAUUGGAUUCAGCGGGUUUGGCAGGCUACUGGCAACUGCAAAUUUUGGCUUGGCUAUCAAAUGUUGGCUUGUCUCUGUGUGUAUAGGAUUUGUUACUGUAGUCCAAUUGUUAUGUUGUUGACAGAGCCAUGUAAACCAGCAAAACAUAUUUUUAAUAUUUGAAACAUUGUUAAUGCCCACUGCUUCUUGGUAGCUCACAUUUAUAGCACCUCAAAUUUCAGCAAAAAAUUGUAGUUUACUUCACAAUAGCAUUUUAAAAUUACGAUUUUAAGCUGUACAUCAAACUUAGAACUGAAAAUAAAAACAACUCUAGGAGUCAACAAAUGUUCCAGUUACCGGGGGGGGGGGGGAAUGAAAGCUUUUAGAAAAAGGCGUUGCAGUUCUAUUGUAAUGUCUGAAAAAAAAGUCACUAAGAGCCACCAUGUCGAGGCUGUUUCAUUUUGCAAAUGAUUUUCAUGUUCUAGAUCAGUGGUGUGCAUGUUCCAGAUCACUGUUCCAGAACAGUUCUUUUAUAUGCCACUGUUCAUUAGUUUGAGACUUAUGGUGUUAAUGAAGGAGUUGAUAAAUCACAAAACAACAUUAACAAAAUUGCAGCAGUAAAAGCCUGUAGUGCUGUUAGCAUGAACUUGAAGCAAAAAGUGCAAGAACAAAGGCAUUUGCAGGAAAGAUAAUAUAUUUAGCAGUAUAUAUCAGAUAACCCAGAUAAUCCAGUAGCAUCUGUUCAGUUCUCUGUAAGACACUACAUACACUAAAUCUAAGAUUCCUGUACUGUGUAAAAGCUUCAGUGCAUCGUAUCUGUAAACUUGCAGGACUGAAAUUAAGGACCUCUUCAGACAAUGCAUGAGCUUUGUGGUUACUCAAAAUUUGUUCUGCAUGAUACCUGGUCCAUAUGGCAAGGAUUGUUGUUGUUUUUAAAAAAAUACGUACUAUUAGAGAAACAUUUAGAGAUGACAAUCCAGGUGGUAAGCCAACAACAUGUUACGUGGCAACAACACAGUAAACUCUAAAGAUGGUGGCCAUAGCACAUGGAUCAAAGUGUAGACAGGUAGCACUGGAAACAACAAACAGUGAUGUACAAAAUUGUGCUGAAUUAUCAAUAAAAUAUUGACCACAAAGAAUUCAAUUUGAGAAGCAUUACAGAUAUGUUGGUACCUGAACACCGGAGGGAGCCCCUCAACAAUGAUACUGUUUCCACAGUAUACCCAGGUGCUCCACUUUGACAUCCAGAGAUGAGUUUUAGUAAGAUCUGGGGUAUACAAAGCCAGUCUUUGUAAUGAAGAGACUAUAUAUUUAAGGGCACUCUUUUCAACAUACAGUAUAAAGAAUGCAAAGAAAACUUACAUAACUGAAACAUUGGAAUAUGAAUUAUUUUAUCUGAUUAGACAGAUUAGCAAUUGACACAGGUUCUGGUGAUUGAUAUUUAAUUGCAUUUUUCAGGGGAAUAA